GAGCCCCUGCUUCACUCCCAGAGGUCUGUCCUGGGGAGACACUACUGCUCCGGGGGGCUGACCUGGCGGGGAGUGGCAGCGCAAUCCGCUCCCGCACUGCUUUGUGCGCGCAGCCGCCGGCCCCUCGGCUCCCGGGUCUGCCCCCUGGGACAACCCCCUGCCCCGCCCCAGUCAUGCAACUCUACCUGCUUCUCCUCUGUGGACCUUUGGGAAGCUGCCGCCCACCCCAGGGUCUCGGGCCCUGACCCUGCCAGGCAGCCGGUAGGUGUCCGCCCGGGGCCCGCUCGCGCUCCUCGUGCCCGCCGAGACUCUGGGCUCUCAAGUUGUGGGGACCAGCGCGAGUUGGAAAGUUUACCCGAGGGCUGGUGCGGGCUUGGAGCCUGGGGCACGCGCGCUGCCCUCGGAGCCGGCGCCGGCCAGUGGCAUUCAUCAUGAGACUUUUGGGAUCCUUGGUAGAAGGGAUUUAGAACCAGCAGUCUUUGGAUUAAGUCGGGUGAAAGAGAAAAGAGGGACCUCAUUUCUGGGUGUGGGCAGUGCCCACCACAAUGCCUUCCUUAUACAUAACCAAAAUUUUGUGGGCUGAACUCAACCAUGGUACAUUCAGAUUCUCCUCAAAGGCGAGACUUUCCAAAGGACCAAUGACUCUGUUCCUUGUGCCCUUUCAUUUAUUCCUACUCUGUAGCUAUGUCUCGAUCCCGCCAUGCAAGGCCUUCCAGACUAAUCAGGAGGGAAGAUCUAAACAGAAAGAAAAGCAGCCAACUGAAGAAGACAUCUAAGCUAGCCAAUAAAAAUGUGGCAUCAGUCAAGACUGUGAGCCCUGGAAAAGGAGUAAAGCAAUUAAUUCAAGAAAGAGAUGUUAAGAAAAAAAUAGAACCCAAAACACCUAUGCCAGUCAGAAGCCUUUUGACAAGAGCUGGAGCGGCACGAAUGAAUUUGGAUAGGACUGAGGUUCUUUUUCAGAACCCAGAAUCCUUAACUUGCAAUGGGUUUACAAUGGCUCUCCGAAGUACCUCUCUUAGCAGACGACUCUCCCAACCUCCAGUGAUCAUAGCCAAACCUAAGAAAAUUCCACCUGCUAAGCAUUUAGAAAAGCAACAUGAAUGUGAUUGUAAUGUAGUUACUGACAAAGGAGUGAAACACUCAGAAAAUGAUUCAAUUCCAACCCAAGUUCCCCUAAUUGCUCCUGAUACAGAGAAUCUAAUUGGUGUACAAAAUGCAUCUUUAAUUGAAGGUGAGAGCCAAGAGACAACCCAGUCUUGGUCCCAAAAGGUGGAGGAUACCAAAAUAAAUAUCUCCACUCACAGUGGUCCUGCAGUAGAGAUCCCUUCUGGGUCAUUGGAAGGGACACAUGGUGGUGAAGGACUAUUCUCUAAAGAGACAUUGACUGAUACAAGUGAUUCCCCUAGAAUGUUUGCUCAGGACACUCUGUGUGCUCCUUUGCUCCAAAGAGCAGCCCUCAAGGUUACUUACGAAGGAAACUCCAGCAUUCAGUUAGAAGAUUUGGGUUCACGAGUAGAAUCUCUUAAGCUAUCUGAUUCUUACCUGGAUCCUAUCAAAAGUGAACAUGAUUGCUACCCCACCUCCAGCUUUAAUAAGGUUAUACCUGAAUUGGACCUUAGAAACUGUUUGUCCAUUGGUGGGUCAAUAUAUCCUACCUCAUUAAUAAAACUCCUCUUGGCAAGCUCUGAACAAGAAACGCUUGGUGCUAAACCAGAUAAUCAAGAGGUACUCAAAGCUACCCCAGAUCAACAGGCAAUUCCUGCUACCACCCCUGUCCUAGGACAGGCUUUUAGUGCUGUCCCACAUCAAUGGGAAGUUCCUGGUGCUAACCCAGUACACAGAGAGGCUCUGGAUGAGACCCCAGCCCCACCAGAGAUUCCUGGUGCUAUUCCAGUCCAAGGAGAGGUCUUUGGUGCUAUCCUAGACCAACAAAUCCUUGGGAUGGGUGGCGGUACUGCCUCAGACCCACCUAUCUUUGUUCCUGCUCCGCUAAACCCAAUUGCUACCUAUAGUGUUCUCCCAGAAUGGCCUGAGCCCCAGAGCACUGUUUCAUAUGGGCUUGAGGUCCAGGGAGCAAUGCAGAUUUUGCCUUUGGGCUCAGGUCACACUCCUCAGCCAUCAUUAAACUCUGAGCUAAGUUCGGUACCUCCUGUGAUGACUAUUAGCAAUAUAGAAAAUCAGAAGCAGGUUCAUAUAAGCUUUCUGCCAGCUAACACUCAGGCGUUCACCUUAGCCCCUGAGAGAGGACUCUUCCAUGCUUCACAGGGCAUUACCCAACUCUCCCAGGCUGGUCCCAGCAAAUUGGAAGGAGGGAGCUCCCAGAUCAGCGUGACCAGCAUGGUUGACAUCAAUACCACAGUGGUAUCUAGGCCAGGUUCAAUUGCCAGGGCCUCCCCUUCCUCCUAUACAACUUUGCUACCUACUUUGGAAAAGAAGAAACGAAAGCGGUGUGGGGUGUGUGGGCCCUGCCAGCAGAAGACCAAUUGUGGUGAAUGUACUUACUGUAAGAACAGAAAGAAUAGCCAUCAGAUCUGUAAGAAGAGGAAAUGUGAGGAACUGAAAAAGAAACCAUCCGUCAUUGUGCCUUCGGAGGUUAUAAAAGAAAACAAGAGGCCCCAGAGGGAAAAGAAGCCCAAAGUUUUAAAGGCAAAUUUUGACAACAAACCAGUAAAUGGCCCCAAGUCAGAAUCCAUGGAAUACAGUAAAUGCCAUGGGGACCAACAGAGAUUGGAAUUAAACCCACCUCCCCUUGAAAAUGUAACUAAAAAUGAAGAAAGUAUGACAGGUAUUGAAGUGGAGAAGUGGACGCAAAAUAAGAAAUCACAUUUAACCGAUCAUGUCAAAGGAGAAUUUAAGGCAAUUGUGACUGAAGCUGAAAAAUUGAAAAACUCUGAAGAUGACAAGAAGAAAGUCCUACUCACCGAGUUACCAGAACCUCAGAAAUUGUUUGCACAAACUGUAAGAAAUGGCAUUAAAAAUGUACACUAUUUACCAACCGAGACCAACGUGUGUUUUAAAAAAUUCAGUAUUGAAGAAUUUGGCAAGGCAUUUGAAAACAACUCCUAUAAAUUCCUGAAAGACACUGCCAACCAUAAUGCCAUGAGCUCCAUUGCCACUAAUGCGAGCUGUGAUCAUCUCAAGGGGAGAAGUAAUGUUUCAGUCUUCCAGAAGCCCAGCUUUAACUGCAAGUCUAUCCCAGAUCCAGCAAAUUUCAACCUAAAUAGUCAUACUAGUACACACAAUGAAAGUGAUCAACCCAAAUCUCUAGAAAAUAUACCAAGGAAAGAAUCAAAAGAUGGAUCUCCAGUUCAACCAAGUCUUCUAUCCCUGAUGAAAGAUAGGAGAUUAACAUUGGAGCAAGUGGUGGCCAUAGAAGCUCUGACCCAACUAUCAGAAGCUCCAUCAGAAAAUUCUUCACCAUCAAAGUCUGAGAAGGAUGAAGAAACAGAGCACAGAACAGCGAGUUUGCUUAAUAGCUGUAAAGCUAUCCUUUAUUCGGUAAAAAAAGACCUUCAAGACCCAACCUUACAAGGGGAGCCAGAAAGCCUUCAUCACUAUCCAUCUUUGGAAAAGCAAAGUCCAUGCAGCACGGUGGUAUUUAAUGGCCAAAAUAUUUCCAAGUCACACAACAACUCAGCUGCUAACCAAGCAUCUACAAAGUCACAGGAAUAUUCAAAAGUCACAAAUUCAGGAUCUCUUUUCAUACCAAAUCCAAAUUCGUCUAAAAUUGACACCAAUAAAAAUGUUGCUCAAGCUAGAAUUACCCUUGAGGGUUCUAAGAAUUUGCAUCAGUUGCCACCAACAAGUGAUAAAUUGGGGUAUUGUAACCAGUCACUGGCCAGCAUUAAACAGAUAGACUCAAAAGAUGAUCCAUCGUGUCAAGAUACAGUUCAUAGUAAAAUAGAGGAAGAUGUUGCAACACAGUUAACACAACUUGCAUCAAUAAUUAAGUUCAAUUAUAUAAAACAAGAGGACAAAAAGGCUGAAAGUACAUCAACAAAUCUUGUUGCAUAUAAUGUGCAGCAAAAAUGCAGUCAGGAGAAAAUCACAGUACAACAGAAACCACCUUCCAGUGUACAAAACAAUCAUAGCUCAUCAUUAACAAAGCACAAGAACACGACACAGAAAAAGACAAAAUCUACCCCAUCAAGAGAUCGGCGGAAAAAGAAGCCUGUAGUCCUAACUGGUCAAGAUAAUGACCAGAAAAAGAGGGAACAGCUGUCAUAUGAGUACAGUAAGUUACAUGACAUUUGGAUAGCAUCUAAAUUUCAAAGAUUUGGUCAAUUUGGUCCACAUGAUUUUCCCAUUCUGUUAGGAAAAAUUCCUCCCCUAACCAAAGUAUGGAAACCACUGACUCAAACGACUUCAGCAUUAGAACACAAAAAAUUAUUUCCUCCGCUCACUCAGAUAAAAUUUGAACGAUAUUAUCCCGAAUUAGCACAGGAAAAAACCAUGAAGGUUGAACCUUUGGAUUCUCUCCCAUUAUUCCAGUUAAAAACAGAAUCCAAUGGGCAGGCGUUUACAGAAAAAGUUUAUAAUUCUCAGGUACAGCCAUCCGUGAAUGUCAAUCAGAAAGCUCAUCCUUUACUCCAGGCCUCCUCUCCAACUAACCAGUGUGCUAAUGUAAUGGCUGGCGAAGACCAAACACAAUUCCAGCAGGAUGUUAAAGACCAAGUCAUGCAUCAGAGACUGCCGACAUUGCCUGGUAUCUCUCAUGAGACCCCCCUACCAGACCCAGCACAAAUUCUCAGGAAUGUAAAUGUAGUGUGUUCAGGUGGAAUUACAGUGGUUUCUACCAAAAGUGAAGAGGAUGUCUGUUCAUCCAGUGUUGGAGCAUCAGAAUUUUCCCCAGUAGACAGUGCACAGAAAAGUUUUAAUGAUUAUGCCAUGAACUUCUUUACCAAUCCUACAAAAAACCUGGUGUCCACAACGAAAGAUUCUGAUUUGCCAACCUGCAACUGUCUUGAUCGAGUUAUACAAAAAGACAAAGGCCCAUAUUAUACACACCUUGGGGCAGGACCAAGUGUUGCUGCUAUCAGGGAAAUCAUGGAGAAUAGGUAUGGUCAAAAAGGAAACGCAAUAAGGAUAGAAAUUGUAGUGUACACGGGAAAAGAAGGAAAAAGCUCUCAUGGGUGUCCAAUUGCUAAGUGGGUUUUAAGAAGAGGCAGCGAUGAAGAAAAAGUUCUCUGUUUGGUUCGGCAGCGCACAGGCCACCAUUGUCCAACAGCUGUGAUGGUGGUCCUCAUCAUGGUGUGGGACGGCAUCCCUCUCCCCAUGGCCGACAGACUGUAUACAGAGCUCACUGAAAAUCUGAAGUCCUACAACGGUCAUCCCACAGACCGAAGAUGCACGCUCAAUGAAAAUCGUACCUGUACAUGUCAAGGAAUUGAUCCAGAGACUUGUGGAGCUUCCUUCUCUUUUGGUUGUUCCUGGAGUAUGUAUUUCAAUGGAUGUAAAUUUGGUAGAAGCCCAAGCCCUAGAAGAUUUAGAAUUGAUCCAAGCUCUCCCUUACACAACUACUAUGAAAGAAUUACUAAAGGACGUAAUCCAGAAAGAAGAUAUAUGAAACCGGAACCAAUCUGUCCGGGACACGAGGCCAUGGAAAAAAACCUUGAAGAUAAUUUACAGAGUUUGGCUACACGAUUAGCUCCAAUUUAUAAGCAGUAUGCUCCAGUUGCUUACCAAAACCAGGUAGAAUAUGAACAUGUUGCCCGAGAAUGUCGGCUUGGCAGCAAAGAGGGUCGUCCUUUCUCUGGGGUCACUGCUUGCCUAGACUUCUGUGCCCAUCCCCACAGGGACAUUCACAACAUGAAUAAUGGAAGCACUGUGGUUUGUACUUUAACACGAGAGGAUAAUCGCUCCUUGGGGGUUAUUCCUCAAGAUGAGCAGCUGCAUGUGCUACCGCUCUACAAACUCUCAGACACAGAUGAGUUUGGCUCUAGUGAAGGAAUGGAAGCCAAGAUCAAAUCUGGGGCCAUCGAGGUGCUCACGCCCCGCCGUAAAAAAAGAACACGUUUCACUCAGCCUGUUCCUCGUUCUGGGAAGAAAAGGGCAGCAAUGAUGACAGAAGUUCUUGCACAUAAGAUAAGAGCUGUGGAGAAGAAAUUCAUUCCUCGAAUCAAGCGGAAGAAUAACUCGACCACAAACAAUAGCAAGGCUUCAUCGCUGUCGCUUUUAGGGAAUAAAACCGAAGCCUUGCACCUUGAAAUAAAAAAUGAAACUGAACCCCAUUUUAUCUUCAAAGGUUCGGACAACACUAAAACCUACUCAUUGACCCCAUCCAUUCCUCACACAUGGAAAGAGGCUAACAUACCUCCAAGUCUCUCCUGGUCCCCUAAGACUGUGUCGGCCACAACAGCUCCUUUUAAGAACGAUGUGUCGUCAGUUUCGUACGGGUUUUCAGAAAGAAGUAGCAAUCCUCACUGCACAAUGCCUUCUGCGAGACACGGUGGUGCUAAUGCAGCUGCGGGGGAAGGCGCUGGAAUUGCACAGCCUGGUGAAGUGGUUCCUCUUCCCACCUUGUCUACUCCCAUGCCAGAUUCCUUGGUUUAUUCUGAGCCUCCCACUGGUCCAUCUGAACAGCUAUCUUCUAAUCAUCCAAACCAGCAACCCCCAUUCACCGCCUCUCCUCAUGACCUUGCGUCCUCUCUGGUGGAAGAAGAUGAGCCACACUCGGAAGCAGAUGAGCCUCUCUCAGAUGAUCCCCUCUCAGAUGACCCCCUGUCACCUGCUGAGGAGAAAUUGCCCCACAUUGAUGAGUACUGGUCAGACAGUGAGCACAUCUUCUUGGAUGCCAACAUUGGUGGGGUGGCUAUCGCGCCUGCUCAUGGCUCCGUUUUGAUCGAGUGUGCCCGGCGAGAGCUUCACGCGACGACUCCUGUCGAACACCCAAACCGGAAUCAUCCCACACGCCUCUCCCUUGUCUUCUACCAGCACAAAAACCUGAAUAAGCCCCAACAUGGUUUUGAACUAAACAAAAUGAAGUUUGAGGCUAAAGAAGCUAAGAAUAAGAAAACUAAGGCCUCAGAGCAGAAAGACCAGGCAGCUAAUGAGGGUCCUGAACUGUCCCCUGAAGUUAAUGAAUUGAACCAAAUUCCUUCUCAUAAAGCAUUAACAUUAACCCAUGACAAUAUUGUCACAGUGUCCCCCUAUGCUCUCACACAUGUUGCAGGGCCCUAUAACCAUUGGGUCUGAAAGCUUUUCUCCCCUUCUUAAUGCCUUUGCUAGUUUUGUGUAUUUUUUCAAGGUGCUGUUAAAAGAAAGUCAUGUUGUCGUUUACUUAUAUCUUCAUCUCACCCAUUUGAAGGCUGAGGUAAAAAAAACAAAAAAAAAACAAAAAUGGGGUGGGUAUUUCUUAACUGUGACUAUAUUUUGACAAUUGGUAGAAGGUGCACAUUUUAAGCAAAAAUAAAAGUUUUAUAGUUUUCAAUACAUAAAGAAAUGUUUUGGUUAGGUGUUAACCUUGAUAGAAUCACUCAGUUUGGUGCUUUAAAUUAAGUCUGUUUACUAUGAAACAAGAGUCAUUUUUAGAGGAUUUUAACAGGUUCAUGUGCUAUGAUGUAAAAUCAAGACACAGUGUUAACUCUACACAGCUCCUGGUGCUUACCCACAUCAACAGUUAAAAAUAAGCUGCAUUAUUUUUUCAUGGUGCCAUUGUUCCAACAUCUUCCAAUCAUUGCUAGAAAAUCGGCAUAUUCCUUUGAAAUAAACCAAUGAAAUGUUUUCUCUCAAAAUAUCUCUCCUGUAUAAAAUAAUUCAUUAUUGUUAAUAAUGGUUGGAGGCUGUUCAUAAAUUGUAAAUAUAUAUUUUAAAAGCACUUUCUAUUUUUAAAAGUAACUUGAAAUAGUAUAGUAUAAGAAUCCUAUUGUCUAUUGUUUAUGCAUAUUUGCAUACAAGAGAAAUCAUUUAUUGCUGUGUAGAGUUCCAUCUUGUUAACUGCAAUAUGUAUUCUAAUCAUGUAUAUGGUUUGUUGUGUUCUUUUUUUUUUUAAUGUGUCCUCAUGCAAAUAUUAGCUACUUAUAAAAUAGUUAGAACAUGCAAAAAUUGUUCAUUUUCUCUAAAAUCGGAAUUAGGAAGCGUAUCACCGAUAUCGAUUAACGUUUUAUUUGGAGCUGAGUAAGAGUGCUCUCUUCUGAUUUAUCAAGCAACAGUGGCCCCAAUUUACUUUCCCUCCAGCUUUCUCAGUAUAAUCAUGAAAGGCUUUUCCAAAAGGAGAUGAAACAUAGUAGGAAUCAGAAGAGUCAAAUGCUUCUAAAGUUUCAAGGUGUUCAAAUAUAAAAAUAAAGUAGCAAAAACCCUACCCAUCCCAACUGCCUUAUUUGUUCUUAAAAUCAUUCUGGUACAGAAUAAGAAUAAAAUUCCCGUAGGAAUCUUUUAAAAAUAAAUUCCCUAUCAUCAUCACAUAUCCACACAUCCGAAACAGUAGGAAUGGUAUUGCCCAUUAAUACUAAUCCAAAGUAGUUGAUUUAAGCACAUUCGUUCUAGGAAAAUGAAAACUCAUCUUCUCUGAUAAUUGCCUGUGUUCUAGGUAACAGGAAAAUAGGCAUUCCAUUUAUGUUAGCCCUCCCAUUAUAUAUUCCCAUUAUUUUAUUGGCUCAUUUUAUAACAAAACAAAAAGGAUUGCCCGAGCAAAAUGUUUAGAACAAGAAAUUUCAAUGAAAUACUUGAUUCUGUUAAAAUGCAGAGGUGCUAUAACAUUCAAAGUGUCAGAUUCCUUGGGAGUGUGGAAAACCUAAUUAAUGGUGCUUCUCCCUUGGAAAUGCCAUAGGAAGCCCACAACUGCUAACACUCAACAAUUUUGGUGCAAAAGCAAACAGUUCCAGUAAGCUCUCUAAAGAAAAACUCAUUGUAACUUAUAUUAAAAUAAUAUAUGGUGCAAAGUAUCAGUUUCAAGCUUUUGACUAAUACAAGUAAAGGAAUAUGAAGGGAUUGUAUAUAACAAAUAUCCAUUGGUAGACCAUCAUCUUGUACAAGUAGAUUUCUGCUUCUUGAAUAUGUAAAAUAGGGUGAUUCAUUGACUUGUUUUAGUAUUUUGUGUGCCUUAGAUUUCCGUUUUAAAACAUGUAUAUUUUUGUGAGCCUAAGGUUUCUUAUACAUAUAAGUAUAUAAAUAAGUGAUUGUUUAUUGUUUCUGCUGCUUCAAUAAGAUAUUUACUAGUAUUAGACUAUCAGGAAUACGCCCUUGUGAUAUUUCAUUUUAGAUAUUAGGCCUUAGCUCCCACUAGAAAUUAUUUCAUCACCAGAUUUAAUGGAUCAAGUUUUAACACCCUUUAUCCAUCCAUCCAUCUUCUUACCAUUCAACACUUACUAAAUGUCUGCAGAAUUUAAAUGUUAGCUUUUGAUUUUCUUUGAAUCGCCUCCCAUGACAAAGUAAACUUGAAGAAUUUAAAUCCUAAAAGAUGUUUUUAUCCAUGGUUUUCAAAGAAACAGCAAGUUUCCUUCAAAAGAAUCCAUUAUAAUAUAUCUGCAGAAAUUCCCAUCAAGGUCACUAACUGAAUAAGUUUCUUAACAACUGAACUUGAAGCUCCAGUGUUGACUUAGGGGAAUAUUGAAAAUUGUGAAGUUGGCUGCAGUUGCCCCAAAAACAUAUAUGAAAAUAUCCCUUCUCAGCUAAAAUGUUUUCCAUUCCUUAUUAUAAUUCACACCAUCAAUAGCCUGCCUCAACCGAUAACCCCAUGGUGCGAACCACACGUGAUCCCUACUUUGUUGGACGUUACUUCAUAAGUUUAAAUUAGCAGUUUACCAUCCCUUUGUCUGCCCUGUGAUUUUUUUUUUUAACUCCUGCUUAUUCAAUGUUCUACAGCAUUGUGAUUGUAUGCUAGCAACACUGCUUUUAGACUGCUUUUAUGAAGCAAGGAAAUAAAUUUGUUUGAAAUGACAUUUUCACUCAGAAAACUGGUCAUCUAACAUUAUUUCUACACCUCUUAUGUUUUACUGUCACGAUCACCUUUUGCUUCACCUCUCUUACAGCACUCAAAUUGAGUUUUUGAAUCUUCUGCCUUUGUUCAUGGUAUGAUAAUUGAAUUUAUUGAUACGUGAUCCCCGUGUUAACCCAACCUGUCCAUAAUAUGUUACAAACUUACUAACUGCAAUGAACUGCCUAUGUUAGAAUCCUACAAUAUAUCACUCUGCCCUUCAGACUCCCAUUUCUAAUGGCUCUCAGGCCAUGGUUGGAAAAAAAUGUUUUCUUCUGCUUAUCAGCCUCACCUGUAUCUUCCAAUCCAUCUACAAAGUACCAAGUACGUCAUGUCAUAGACCUAAUUGAAACAUAUUGGAAAGUGAGGCUAGCUGAAAAUGUAUAGCUGUAGGUAAAUUUUUGCAAUAUGUUAGCAAAAUGUUUGCAGCUUACCCUUCUAACAUCUUUGUUAUGCAAUCUGCAUGUGAAAUAAUUUAAUUUGUUAAAUAUAGAAUUUCAACUAGAUGAAAUCCGUAAGCAAUUUACUUAAGACAUAACCCCAGUACAUACUUAAUUGAAUGCAUACCCUUGUGUAAAUGAGAUAACAAUUCAUAUGAAGUAACCUACUUUCUAAUGUUAUUGCUUCAGUGGAUUUGAAUGGAUCAUCAUUUAUUCCACAAUAGCAUGUAUGAAAAUAACCCCAAACUACUUAAGUUUAUUCUUUAAGACAAAUUCUAUUCAGAUUUUUUUAUCUGGGACAAAGUUUUGACAUUGCAUGACAACUUCCACCUAUAGCGAGCACAGGACUUCCUUUGAAUGUGCUGAGUAAAUCAGUAGCUGUAUGUGACUUUUAAUAAUAUAUAGCUACCUUCUAUUUCACAACUUCUUGCUGCAUGGAAAUUUCUUUUUAGUCUAGAUUUAGUACAACUGUGAGUUUUGAUCUUCUGUACAAUUUUAUGACAAGAAUUGUGAAGUAAUAUGGUAGUGGCCUCUCAUAGCCCUGGAAGACACCUUAGAAGUCCUAUAGUUAAAUCACUGGGGCCUAAAGAGCAGAUGUUAAUGUCAGUGUAUAACUUAUGUUUAUAAAUAGAAUUUAAACCAUCAAAUGAAGGCCACUUUGUUGUGCGUAGGAGGAUUUUAGGAAACAAACUUGAUUUCCUCACCCAGGGAGUAUUGUAUCACUGGGAAAUAACCUUAUUGCAGUACAUGUGAAAGAUAAAAAUGGCCUUUUAUUUUUUCUAUUACUUUUUUUGUUUUGUUUUUUUUUUAUUUAUUUAUUUUUUUGUUUGUUUUCCUGAGGUCUUCAGGAAAAUAAGUCAAGUGAAAUUGGAUCAAGAUUCCCCUGUGUGGGAAAUCUAGCUGACUUUUACCUAUGAAGUUGUCCUGUUAACUAAUCCAACAAAAUGUGGCAAUAGUCUUAUUUGCUAUUUCAAUAAAAAAUAUAUAUAUAUCAAGUACUUACACGGUACAGGCUUUUAUUUCCCCUGGAACAAUUAUUAGGCAUAUAUAAGGAGUUACGAAAAAUUGAAUGAUUAAAAGAAUUGGAGAAAGUAUAUCCAGUGUAUAUAUAUAUACUACCUAGCCAUGGUUGUACAGUCUAGUCACACCUCCUGCCAAGUUGGCCUCACAAGUAAAUCCUAGCAUAGUUAAUUUUGAAGUGAUUGUCUACCUGUAUUAGAAUACUGUUUUAUUGUGCACAGUUCCUAAACUUGCCCAUAAGUGUAUUGAACUUGUAACUUCAAUGUCAACAGUAAGGUACACUCAACCAAGUGACGAUAAUGAGUGCCCUGAUUCCUGAAGAGUCUGGACUUAUCUAAAUCAAAAUUGUGCUCCAUUUUGAGCUUUCUUCUAACAGGUUGAGAAAAUGACGCCACUUAUGGCUCUGGAAUGCAAUUCAGAAAGAAUCAGCAUGUCUAUCAGAAGCUGGAUUCGUGUAUUUUCUUAGAAUGUAUUAAGAUUUAUUGGCGGGUUUUUGUUGUUGUUUCUUUGUUUUCUUUUCUCAUGUAUAAAAGAGUGUCUAAGUUCUUCUUUUAAUUUUGGAAAUGAUAAAACUGGCUUUUAUGCAAGACAUCACUCUUUUUGUCUUGAACUCUACAAACUUCAAUUCUCUUUAUUCCAGUACAUCUAGGUGACUUUGUUUCAAUCCCCUUGUCUUCUGGGCACCUGAUCAAAUACCACUGUUUACUUCGAAAGGCAUGUAUUUUAUUCCUUCAAGUAAUCCAAAGGUAUUCCUCAUUUUGCCACUCCUAAUUUUCACUUCUCCUUUAAGGGCCCCACAAUGUGUUUCUCUUUUGAUAGUAUGCAAUAUUUAAUAUUUCUAGCUUUAGAAGUCAAACCCUUGUCUCAGCUUUGUUGGCCAUACUUUUCCCAUUCCUACUGUGAUACCAUGAUCCCGCCGGGAUCACAAGUUUUUCUUGUUUGUUCAGCCAUACAUGUCCCCUAUAACUGAAGCAAAACUUAGUCUAAGGUAGGAAUGUUAUUAUCAGAUUUUAAACACAUUACAUCUGAUUUAACCGAUUUAUGUUUGUGCGCAACUUGCGAAACUCCUGUUGAAUAGUUUAACCUAGUUUUCCUAAAAUAGAAAUUUUGUCCCCAGCAGCUGUUAUGAAAGGCAUUCUCUCUUGUCUUGUUCAUCAGAAAAAAAUCUUGCAGCUGUCAGAAACAUGUUCACUUUUGGAGAGACAGUAUUAAGAAGUAAUUUCCUUCUUCAUUUGGCUAGGUAUAGACUUGCCAUCUUUGACCAGAAACUGUGCUUGUUAUUUUUCGUUUUUCAUUUCACUGACGCUAUGCUGUUACUAGUGUACUUUCAUUCUGUUUACAGUUUUUAUCCUUUCCUCUGAUUUUCUCUAAAUUAAAAUUCUAUUGCUUCCUCUCCCUGUUCUGCCUCCUUUCCCCAUGCCCCCUACACAUAUACACAUGGUUCAUUUCAAGAAUAGCAGUGAUCUUGGUCAAGGUGUCUUUUCCUGUCUUCUAAAAUCAUGUUUCACAAAUCCUUUGUGGAAUAAUACCAAAAAGAAUCAAAAUAUUUUAUUUAGCCAUUUUUGGGUAGAGGCAAAUUCAGUUUUUAGGAUUAGAUAGUGGUCAUGCGCCCAUUGUUCUCUUUAACAAUCCCAACAAUGUUUGUCUCUUAACUUGUUUAUUAGUGCUUGAGUGUUUUGCAAAAAAAAUUGCAUAAGAAGUUAAAUAUUCUAGCACUAUUUCUGCAUAGCUUUGCUAUUUCUGUACAAUACAUUAUACUAAUUAUAAGUUGUCUGACCAGUGACUUUGAAUUAAUAACAGGUCUGAUUUCUAGAGUAGAUAUAUAUAUUUUUUUGCACGUUUUAUCUCCUGGCCCAGUUUUGUGGAUGAUAUCUACUUUCUAAUGUAAAUUUACCCCUUUGGAAAUUGGGUUUUGACAAUAAUAGGAAAUAUUCUAAAAUCUGGGUGAGAAAGGUUAAAAAUGAACUGAAAGUAACUUGAGGAAUUCUUAAAGAUGGGAUAAAUCAGUUAUCAGGAGUUCUGAGUGUAAUAGGGGGGGUUUAAGGAGCAGAGAGGAGGGAGAUUUGUGCCCCUAUUCACAAUCUGCUGGUGCACUCCACCAGCCCAGCCAAAAAUUCAUUAAUAGCUCUCCUCCCCACCCUAUAAGUUUUAUGUGAAAAAUAGCUCAAAAUGAGGAUCCAUUUUGAAUGCAAAUAUGGUAGUAAGAAAAUUAUAAUCCCUGUAUUUUAUAAAGUUUUAGGUUAUCAAACUGCUUUACAAUGUGCUCAUUUUUUCCCCCCAACACUGAGGGUUGGACAGAUGUCCAGAUGUUCCCGUCUUACUGGUGGUGAACCUGCUGAUUGGCAAGAGUAGCAAAUGGCUUGCUCCAAGUCAUACACCAAGUCAACCCAUCUGAGACUAAACCAUUUCAUAUCUGCAGACUGCUAAGUGCAUUUCUGCAUCAGGGCGUCUGGGUGCCUCAGUCAGUUAAGUGUCUGACUUUGGCUUAGGGCGUGAUCUCACAGUUCACGAGUUCGAGCCCCACAUCGGGGUCCAGGCUGGUGGUGUGGAGCCUGCUUGGGAUUCUCUCUGCCCCUUCCCUGUGUGCACUCUCCCUCUCAAAAACAAAUAAAUGCAUUUCGGCAUCAUAAACAAUGACUUAGUAUUAGUGGGUAGAAAUUUUGUCAGACCAGAUCUAAGAAUAAUGUAAACCCUAUCUAACAUAUGCAAAACAUGUUUCUGACGUAUUUUGUUUCCACUAUUUAUUUAGCCAGUGAUUUUUUAAUGCAUACUUUGGAAGGUCUCCCUAAAUUCCCAGAACUUUUGCAUUAGGGCUUAGAUUAAUGAAGUUUCAGUUUUUCCCCUGUAAAUAAACCUUUUAAUAAGGAAUGUCCCUGUGCUACGAAAACAAAGGGAAACCUCAAUAAUAAUUGCUUAAAAAAUACUACUUUUAAAAAGACUAAGAUCAGCAGUUCAUAAUCAAAGUGUAAUGUAUUUGUUAUAUUGAAGUGCAGGUUUCUAGAAGGGAAUGUGCUCAGUAAACUGACUAUUUUAGUUUUCAGGUACUCAUAGUAAAAAUGUAAAGUUGUUGACAUCUCUAAGAGAUCGUACUGUCUCCCACUUAUUUAAAUUUGUUUUGUUUUGUUUUUCCUUCCUCUUUGUUUCCAGCCAUGUAAAGUCUCUAGUCAAAGUUUAAACAUACCUUUGCCCAGAGAGUUAAGAAAAAUAACGAGAUGUAUUUGUAAAGUUUUUAGUAAGUUCUUUAUAAAAAUAAAGAGGUAGGAUAUUUUGCCUAUUCCAUCAAUACAUUAUGGGUUGCUAAUGAAAAACCCAAACUUCCCUAAAUAGUCAAAAUAAAUUCCACUUUUGGUGAUUUGAUUCAGUAACUGCCUAUCCUCACUAAUUAAUGCCUGUUUGUGAUAUUCUAAAAUGGCUGACAACAUAGGACCUUACAAAAACAGCUCUUAAAAAAAAAGCAAAACAAAGAUUAAAUAUUUUUUAUUACUAUGUAUGGUCAUUUUUUUUAAACUUCUAUAACAGAUAACAUUGUGAUAGGUGCUUUAAGAGAAAUAUUUUUCCAGAAACGGUUUUAUAGUAAUAAAGGGGGGGGUGGGGUGGGGAGGGCAGCUUUUGCAUUGUUACCUAUGGGUGGAUGGUCAUCUUUGAGUUACUAAGAAAUCAUGAAGUGUUCCCUGAAGAGAAAUUUGUAAAGCUACUUGGCAGAAGGAAAAGCAUUACUUUCUAGUUUCUUCAUUUUCUCUUGUGUUGUAUGAUGACCUACCAAGUAGAUUCACGUGCAUAUCAAUACUUUGGUUCAAAGGAGAAGAAUGAGUGCUUCUCAAGAGUGGGAGUGAAAUAUUCACAGAUACUUCAUCAUGGGGAAAUAGAGUAGUACUGACCUUUCAAUAAAGAAGUAUCAAUUUCACAAGUUAAUAUUCCUGUCUCUAAGUGACUUUUCCUCCUCUGAGGGUAUAUUUACUAUUUAUUUUGUACCUUUGAUUUUUUGCUUAGGGGGAUUUAUUUUUACCUAUUGCAGUCCUACUGUAUUAAAUAUCCCAUACAAUGAAAUAAGUUAAUAAGAAAAAGAUUUUAAAAUUCUACAAAAUCUGGUUUUGGUUCUUAACAUAUGGGAGAAACCGUUUAAAGAAAAAGCACUUCACCAUGCAGAAGGGAAAGAAAUAAUCUUAAUUGUGAUGAUUACAGUUCAACAUGUAGAGCUCUGCAUACAAGGGAACACUUAUUAGCAGUACUUGAAGACUUGUGAGUUGGAAUUGCAUGUUACUUGAAAGAACCUAAUUAAGCUAAAUUUUGGUGCACAGCAGUUGUACAUGAUUUCAUGUUUAUGUAGCAAAAUGCAUUGAAAUGUACUAGUAUUGAAACAUACAUGUAAAGAUAGUUGUGGAAAUUGUCUAUUAUAUUUUCCUUGUGUGUCUCAUUUAUUUAGAGCAUAAAGUUUCUUUUUUAUUAAGUGUUCUAACUGAAUAAGGCUAAAUGAAUACUGUAAUUGAAAUUAUAUUUUAAAUCUUUGUCAUGAGUUUUUAAAAAAACUAUUGCAAAUUGUAUCAUUCCUGAUUACACGGAACUUUGUGGGUGGUUUUAAAUAAAUUUUAUACUUCUAUUUUGCA
This is a messenger RNA of Felis catus (domestic cat), 15977 nucleotides long. RefSeq names its product tet methylcytosine dioxygenase 1 (gene TET1). NCBI's taxonomy places the organism in Eukaryota, Metazoa, Chordata, Mammalia, Carnivora, Felidae. Bases 685 to 7194 code for a protein of 2169 amino acids. Gene Ontology annotation, biological process: oxidative demethylation; positive regulation of transcription by RNA polymerase II. The record is from RefSeq and is a predicted model, not a curated record. Gene Ontology annotation, molecular function: DNA 5-methylcytosine dioxygenase activity; zinc ion binding; DNA binding. The transcript has 14 exons. Gene Ontology annotation, cellular component: nucleus.